AUGACACAGCUAUCGCGUUGGCGGAGCGCAAGGUCUCCUGCUCCAGUGGAUUUGACAGGAGCCAACAGUUCAACACAACACCACUUUCAGGAAAAUAGAAGUUAGGUGUCGGACCUGUAACUUGUAGUAGAAGUUAGACAUAUUCACGUUGAGUUAAAACAUACAACUGUUGAAUAACGACAGUAUUGAUACAUGUGUAGGUAGACGGUGAUAAUGUUGGACCCUGCGGGAGGAUGAUGAAGAAGAGAUUGUGGCGAGUUAUGUCAGCGUGCCUACUUGUGUUAUUACUGUGUUGGCACCCCACUAAAUAUGUUAGCUGCACAGAGCAACCCCCAGAGGCUCAGACCCAGAGUCUGAAGGAAGAUCCUGGCGACAGGUCCCAUCACAAGGGUGUUGUUCAGUUAGAGGAUGGCUGGGGGUCACAGUAUCUCCAGCACCUAUCUGAAGAGGAGGUGCUGCCAGAGGGAGAGGCGGUGGAGACACAGCAGCGGGGCCUAGCAGAGGAGGAGGGGGCGGGGACUCCAAGCACUGAGGUGGAGAACAAGGAGCAUGUUCAGACGUUGGACCUGGAGGAUUCUGAGAAGGAGCCAGAGACAGCAGAACCAGAGGCCGAGCCAGAGACAGCAGAACCAGAGGCCGAGCCAGAGACAGCAGAACCAGAGGCCGAGCCAGAGACAGCAGAACCAGAGGCCGAGCCAGAGACAGCAGAACCAGAGACAGCAGAACCAGAGACAGCAGAACCAGAGACAGCAGAACCAGAGACAGCAGAACCAGAGACAGCAGAACCAGAGGCCGAGCAGCCACCUCCAGAGCCCGUUGUCACCCAAGAGCUGCAGCCAACACCCACCUCUGACCUAUUCCCUCUAUCCUCUGCCCUCAACCCCGUCACUGAAGACCCCUCCAUGCCCCAUGGCUCAUCCUCUAGUGUACCAGAGGAUACUUUGUCUGAUGUCCUUGUACCGGAAUUCAGCGAUACUGAUCUUGCCACAGACGACUGUGAAGCUGGAGAAACCAACCCCUUUGAUGAAUCCUGGACCUGCCUGAGUAGCGGCUCCAACAUCCAGGACCAGAGUCCCAGUCUUCCUGUUGUCCUGGAGAAACUUAACAACGCUCAAGGAAAAGGCACCAAGACCGACAACACCUCCCACAUGCUGAAAGAACGGGGCUUGAGCUCACACAUCGCCACGGAGAAGGAUCCUAAUGUGGCAACCAAGGAUGCGGAGGACAUCCCCACCUUUGACGAGUGGAAGAAGAAAAUUAUGGAGAAGGAGAACACUCUGGCCACUCACAUCUCCACCAAUGGCGGCUCCCACGCUGUAAAGAAGGUGCAGAAGAACUUCAACAACUAUGCCUCAGUGGAGUGUGGCGCCAAGAUCCUGGGUUCUAACCCAGAGGCUAAGAGUACUUCAGCCAUAUUAAUGGAGAGCAUGGAUCAUUACAUGUUGAACCCCUGCAGCAACAAGAUCUGGUUCAUCAUCGAGCUGUGCGAUCCCAUCCAGGUGAAGCAGUUGGACAUUGCUAACUUUGAGCUCUUCUCCUCCACACCCAAAGACUUCCUGGUCUCCAUCAGUGACAGGUACCCGACCAACAAGUGGGUGAAGCUGGGCACUUUUCAUGCUCGGGAGGAGCGCACUGUUCAGAGUUUCCCUCUGGACGAGCACCUGUACGCCAAAUAUGUCAAGAUGUUCACCAAGUACAUAAAGGUGGAGCUGGUCUCUCACCAUGGAUCUGAACACUUCUGCCCCCUUAGUCUCAUAAGGGUUUUUGGAACGAGUAUGGUGGAGGAGUAUGAGGAGAUCGCUGACCCCCUGGACAGACUAGAUGACCAGGAUGACGACCUCGAUUAUCCUCCUGGAUACGUUCCUGCAGAGGACAAGGCUUCAAAUGACCUCAUAGGAUCAGCCAAGGACGUCAUUCUGAACAUGGUGAACAACAUUAAAGUCAACGUGCUGGGGGGAGGACCAGGUGAAGGGAACUUCUCAGGCCAGACAGUGAACCUGACUGUCGUUACAUCAUCUGACCCUGACACCACCACCAGCCCAGUGCCUGACGCUGUAGAGGUGGAGCAGCCUGAAGUACUAGAGGACCCUGAUGUCACUACCACAGAGGAACCCAAACCAGAGCAUGUAACUGAAGAGGAGCAGGUAGUCUCUCCUAUAGAGGAGGAGGAGGAGGUCCAGUCUAUAGUCACCAUGCUGGAGGAGGAAGAGGAUGGGAGGGAGAAAGAGGAGCACCGUUGCCCUGGCCAUCGACAGCAAGAAAGCCUUGACUACUGUGGCCCAUCUUCCUCCUCUUCUUGCUCCUGCUCAGCCUCCCUCCAGGAGUACCUCGUUCACCAGUGUUCUUUUCAGAGGAACUAUACCAGCCAGGAGAGGAAACCAGAGGCUACUCCAGCUCCAGUCACCCCCACCACCCCGUCACAGCAGCUGCCCAUCUCCCCCACGCCCACCCAGACACCCCAGCAUUCACACACUCAGGGGGAACAACCCCAGGAGAGAGAGCCCAGCUCUGCCCAUGGGGAGAGAGAAGCCAGGCCCACUGACACUCCACCACACCUUCCAUGGGUUGAGACUGACGCAGUGGAAGAGGUAGAGCCCAGUAUGGAACUGCCCCACCUAGAGCCCAGCCAGACCUCCACCCUGCCCAGACCCAGCUCCACCGACACCUCCAGCAAUGCCGCCAGGCCCACACCUGCCGUGGCGCCUCCACUCCACACCUUAUCCAAAGACCUGCCUGGGCAGAAGCACCCCAUCACUGGGGCAGAGAAAAGCCAGGAGGUGCAGCAGGGGGAGAUCAGGCAGCCUCCCACUGUCGCCACCUCCAGCUCCAGUGGCCCAGUGGAGCAGAGCUGGGGAACCCCUGUAGAGGAGAGGCCCUGUCCUGAAGUCCAGCCUGUAGAACAAGACAACAUCCCGGUCAUCCACCAACCACAUGUGGCUGAUCCACUCCCCCCACCCCUCCUCACUACCUCCACCCCCACAGAGCAGCAGCAGCCUCUGGGAUCCCCACUUAAACCAGCGGGUGCCGGCGGCGGAAACACUACUCCUGAGGAGCAGAACUCUGUCCCCGUCGUGGUCAUGACGGAGCCCCACUCGCAUGGCCAUGGCCAGGCCGUGGCCACGGAAACCAAGGGGAAGGCGGAGCUUGUGGAGGACAUUGUCUUCACCCCGUCGCCCAAUGACAACGGGCAGCAGCUGCCUCGCCCCACCUCCUUCCAGCCCUCCUCUCCUUCCCCUUUAGACUUCUAUGCAGAGCUCCACAAUGCCACGGAGCAGGGGAACGGGAACCCGAUGCACGGCUCCACCAGCCAGAAGGAGUCUGUGUUCAUGAGGCUCAACAACCGCAUCAAGGCCCUGGAGAUGAACAUGUCGCUGAGCGGACGCUACCUAGAGCAACUCAGCCAGAGGUACCGAAGGCAGAUGGAAGAGAUGCAGAGGGCUUUCAACCAAACCAUCAUCAAACUGCAGAACACAUCCAGGAAGGCAGAGGAGCAGGACCAGAGACAGACAGAGUCCAUCCAUUCGUUGCAGGGCCAACUGGAGGACGUCACACAACUGGUGCUCAACCUGUCUGUGAGAGUCAGCCAGCUGCAGAGCCAGGUGACAGACAGGCAGAGUUACCUCCUGCUGUGCCUGGUGUUGUGUUUCAUCCUGGGCCUGCUGCUGUGUUUCCAGCACUGUCGCAUGGCUGCCAUCAUGCAGCCUCCCUCCACAGACCCUCCUAUAACCUACAGCUACUGCUCCCCAGAGAGGCGGUUCUCUGAAUAUGAAGACAUGAGCUUGAAGAGACGAGCCUCAUAUCCUCUCCUGCACUCUGAUUCCUUUCAGUUACCUACCACUGAAGGUGCAGAGUCACUGCAAACUGUUGAACCAAUCAAUUUUCCACCAGCUAAUAAAAAGAAACGCAGUAAGAUGAAGACCGUGGAGACCCUGAAGAGCACUGCUUUCUGUUCUCCUUUGCUUGCUAACCGAGCGCCCAUAUAUAACGACCGUGGCACCAUAGACCCUCUACCCCGCACGGGGCAUCUCCGCCACCCUGCCUUCAGGGACCCCCCCUCUGAGGGCAGCUCCGAGGGCUCCUCCCAGUCAGACGAGCCCUCCUUCUGCGGCCUCGCUGCUGCCACCUGCACGCGCCUCUGUGACGGCCUGCCCCCGCCCAGGAGCAGGGCAGAGAAGCUGGCUUUCAAGCCUGGGCGCGUGGAUCUCCUGCAGGGCCCGCGGAGAGACAGGAGCGAAACGACACCCACCAUCCUUACCCUGCAGGACCUCAUCGGGGGGGAAAAAGAGCUAGCUGCAGGGAGGCUGGGAGUGAUGGCGCUCUGAGGUCCUGUCUGACACAGACUGCUCCUCCUUCAGACUCUGGAACACUCAUCCUCUGAAAGGAGGGUUGUUGUUAUCUCUGUAUACAUAGGAGGCUUUAGGCUAGUACACAAAUGAGACAAUCCCUCUUCUUCCACCUCCUAACCAGCAUGUUCUGUCCAUGUUCUCUGUCAAACCUUUUGUCAGGCUCUUUGUUAUGAGGUUAAUAAUGACAUCCUUAAAAGAUAAGCUAACUUUUUUUAACCAAAUCUGUAUUUUGGAUGUAAAUGGCAUGUUCUAGAAUAAAACAUGGACAAAAGCCUAAAUACGUCAUUUUAGAAACGCAACUUCUGAAAUCAUCUUUCCAAACUUUUAUCUGCAAUGUUAUAUUUAAUUUUGUGCGACUCAAGCAGUUUCCCCUAUCCAUCUGUGCUUAUUUUCCGUGUAGCCCGAGCAUGCGCACCCAGAAAAGUAUCAUGGGCUACACGGAGAAAUAUCGCUCGAGACGCACAAUAUGAAAUAUGUUUCCAAUAAAGUUUGGUGUGACAAAAGGUAAUGUGUACAACAUCUGAAGACCUGCAUCACUAUAGUGAGAGCGUUGCCGUUUCUAAAAGGAUGUAUUUGGGUGAUUUUAGAGCUUUUGUUUUACUUUAUCCCCACCCUGGCACUGCAGAAUGAGCAGGAGGAAGUCUAUCUCUGGUUGGGGUAAGUUUAUCAAAAACAAGUGAAAUCGCAAAAAAAAUAAUGUCUGGGCACUUCUAUAACAUCCCAUUUACAUUCAAAAUACAGAUUUGGUAAAAAAGAAAAGUUCUCCUUUAAAGGUGCACAAUGUAACAAUCAAAACUACAAAUAAUAGCCAAUGUCAAGGAUGGGCUAAAGGAAUACAAUUCCAUGAAAGGAAAAUCUAAGUUAGAAUUUGCUUUUACUAGUGCUAGUACUAGUGCUGGUCAUGUUCAUUUCAUAGAAACAGCAGGUUUUUCCUGUUUCAAGAUUGGUUCUCAUUUUCUGAAGUUGAAAACAAUUUAUUAUAUUAGGGAUAAAUGGGCCCUAUCAAAGCUAUUUGACCACAGUAAAAGUCCAGCAACACCUGCUAUGACCUAGCUUUUUGUUAGAACUUGUUUUGUAAUUUAUGGACGAGUGAGUAGAUUGUACCAUGGUUGGACACAUGAAAUUUCAUGCAAAUGUCACUUAAAUGUAAAUCGUUAAUAUAUUUAUCAUAUGAAUAAAUGCAGGUUGAGACUUUUCUACUUUUACGUUGGGGACUUUUAUUUAGACAUUUCCCCCAAAAUGCUGUGACCUGGAAGUGACAUUCUAAUCUGGGUGACAGACGGAAGCGAGAUGGCCCACUCCCUCAUUUUUUGGGGUUACAUUACAGUCAAUGAACUAAGCAGGCCAGACCCAACUCCUAUUGCAUUGGGGUCUAUUUCUUUUUUUUAUUUUACCUUUAUUUAACUAGGCAAGUCAGUUAAGAACAAAUUCUUAUUUUCAAUGACGGCCUAGGAACAGUGGGUUAACUGCCUGUUCAAGGGCAGAACGACAGAUUUGUACCUUGUCAGCUCGGGGGUAUGAACUUGCAACCUUCCGGUUACUAGUCCAACGCUCUAACCACUAGGCUACCCUGCCGCCCCAAUGGGCGAACAGUUCUCCUAUGGGACAACCACCCUGUUAAGCAGAACGGAUUUAUUUUAAUUUUGUUCAAUUGUAAGCAGCCUGAGUGAACUAUCUUAAUUUAUCCACCAUUUUUGGCUGACAAGAAGCCUGGGAUCACAGGUGUUGUUUACAGAGCUAGCUAGUCUAGUACUGCGCAAAAUAACUUGACUGCAGCUGGGUUUUCUUCAGCCAGCAGGCCGGUAACAUUUCAGUGUGUAGUACCUGGAUGCCACAGUAGAAAUGUGACCAUCGUUUUCCCAAAAAUGAAGAGCUCAGACAUUAGUGGGUGGAUGGACAGGUUGCACCUUUAUUGAACAAAAAUAUAAAUGCAACAUGUAAAGUGUUGGGCCCAUGUUUCAUGAGCUGAAAUAAAAGAUCCCA
This is a messenger RNA of Oncorhynchus mykiss (rainbow trout), 6329 nucleotides long. RefSeq names its product SUN domain-containing ossification factor. NCBI's taxonomy places the organism in Eukaryota, Metazoa, Chordata, Actinopteri, Salmoniformes, Salmonidae. The record is from RefSeq and is a predicted model, not a curated record. Gene Ontology annotation, biological process: regulation of bone remodeling; protein folding in endoplasmic reticulum. Gene Ontology annotation, cellular component: membrane; cytoplasm.